CGCAUGGCUCAAGAGAUCAACAGAAGCUGUUGGAUGGACGACGCGUGCUUUGAAUUCAAUAAAGUUAAGAUGAGAAUAGAUCAUGGGUAUGAUUUAUGGUUCUGGUAUUUGGUAUUGGUAACCUGAGUUUGAUCCUCAGGGUUCUCUUAAUCCUCUACGGAGCAGUGCGAUGCUAAGUAUCGUGACUUUUGUCUAGAUAACAUGCACAACUACCCAACAUCUUCCUGGCUUACUAGAAAAAUUUUUAGGUCACUUUAUCGAUGUUCGUAGUUAAACGAGCUAGCUAAAGACCUCGCCAUCGGCUGCGAAAGUAGUCGGCUUCAUCCGCGCGGUCCUGUCUUGCGACUGAGUGGUGAGAUAACUUGUGGGCAAAAUCGGUGGUAGUAAAAAAGGGAAUAUAUAAGUACUGUUUAUUUUCCUGUGAUACAACUACCUAACAUCUUCCUGGCUUACUAGGUCACUUUAUUGUUAUUGAUAUCUUUGGAGUCUUCUAAGAUUUUUGGUUCUCCCGUGCAUUCUACUAGGGUAUCCGAACCGUCUAGAGCAUCCGCCAACAGCAGUCGAGAAAGCCUGAGGAGUGAGCAUGUCAGAAGCGAACCUUUGAAAGAGCAGACGAAAAGCAAGCCCCAAGUCUUCAACAUCGGCGAAGGUUCCGAUGAGGGUGACGGAGCUGGUGACUCUGAGGAACAUGUUGCUCAAGUAGAUCUUGUUCUAGAGCAGGGGAUGAAGAGAGAUUCAAGUGCACCACAUGGCACUGUUGAUGCUGAGGCAGAAUCGGAGGAAAGAACUGCUCAAGAAGAAUUUCAUAUCAGAGGUACGCCCGGAUUUGACCUUGAUGCUGAGUUCUUAGAUCAUAGGCCUCUCGAGGACCUACAGAACCCGAAGACUGAUGAUCAUGAUGUGGAAAAUCCGGAAGAACAUGAUCAAGGUGAACAUCAACAUCAAGCUAAUGCUAAAGCAGAACAAGUACUAGAAAAGAGGGAUGAUGAAGAUGAACAGGAGAAUCCUCGUAGUCCUCGACCACCUCUUGUAGACGGAGCAGUAGAUACAAGUAAUACCACGUAUCAUCCAGAAGUGGACCUAACUUCACCCACUGCCUCAGACCUGCUUUUUUCCUCGCCACUGCAUUUUAGUUUUACCCGUCAAGCAGCUGAGCCUGAGCUUUUCGAAACAACAGAAGAGGAGUUCUUCCAGUCGAAUCAAGAUUAAGGGUACAAGAUCAAACAAUCCAUCUUCACUGUCAUCUUGGUCCCGUUUUUAAAGGGAAAAGGAGACCCAAGAUGCCGCUGGGGAUGGAUCUCUAUGUAUUAGGUCUAACAAGAGCCGGAACCUGAUGCACCUGCACAAGCACAACAUCCUUCUGAGGAAGAGCAACCUGAUGCACCUGCACAAGCACAACAUCCUUCUCAGGAUCAAGAAAGGCAUGGAAUGACUAUUACGGCACUCGUCCUCGGAGAACUAGAAGAUACAAGCUGAACAACAAGCUCAAAAUUCUUUCUUCUUACAAUUUCUUUAGCGAGAACGUCAUCAUAAGUACCUGAUGCAACAACGCGUGCAGUCAUCUUGAUUCUACAGUCUGCCACAACAAUUCCGGGCUGUAAUAAUUAUUACAGCACGGAGUCAUUUGAUAUUGAUUUCCUGAGCAUUUACUACAUUGACAACUACGGGUUGCAGCAUAAUCUCAAGCUCAACAACCUAAGUAGUUGAAAAGUAGUUCCAUGCAGGUUAAGUACUAGAAAUUGAACUUGCAGCCCUCAUCGAGUCCACUGUUGUCCCUCUAAGAUAGUAAGCGUCAUCGCACCACACGGGCAACAGGACGCACCUGCUGCUAUCGCGAAAGCAAGUAGCGAUAAAGCUUCUGCUGCACCGCUUGUUCCGCAUGCUCCUCGAUUGCUGGGCGUCCCUGGCUUACUGCCAUCAUUUGGUCUUAAGGCACGUUUUUGUUUUUCAUCGCAUUUUAGUUAGACAUAGUUAGACUACUGAGAUCUGGAUGUGUGAGCGAGGAUCCUAACACGGAGCCUAAAAACACCUCACACAACUAACACACUAAGAAGAGCCUACAUUUCAUUAUUUAUCAUCAACAGAUAUUCAUACUACAGUUCGUUUACCUCGUUUACAACGAUAAAAGAUCCCUAAAUAAUUGGUCCUCCUAUUCUCGCUAAUAACUGUAACUUGGGAACAACUACAUCAAGGAGCGGACCAGAAACAUUCUCGCUAGCCACUCCACGUGGGGACAGUGACAAUGAACAGGAACCUAUGGGAUACGUGGAGCCGCACUACGGAAUCGCCACUCCAAGACUCUACCCCGCAGACGGUAGUAGUUCGCUUAUGGCGAUAGUUUGUUAAUACAUAUCUUAGUUUCCUUUUUCGCAGACUUAGCAGUCGCUCUGUCGUUGCGUGGACAUGAACUGGCCCGAGGACAAGUAUAAAGGGACAGCUAGGACAUCCGCAACAGUCUUAUACUAUCUUCGCAACGAAUACGAAGCAAUACUGCAGGAGACAGACGAACAGCCUAAGUAUCUCAGUGCUGAUUAUGACCGCAUCGACAAGUACUUCGAUUGAUGCCGAGGGAAACAUGUACUCAUUUGUUUUUUACUUCUAAUUUUGCCAUGCCCAUGGAAUUGCAAGAGGAAGAGCGGCUUGGCAGUAUCCCUCCAGAGCUCCGAGUUUCACCCGAGAAUAUCACCCUGGCAGCACGUGAGGAUGGCAGUGGUAUCUAAAAGUAAUGCUAAUGACUCUUCGCUCCAAAUACUAGAUGUUGAUUAUGAUUUCAAACUUCUUCUUGUUACAAUCUAGAUUCUCAACAGCAUGUACUCCUAGCGCCUCAGCAACUACAAGGUCAGCAUGCUACGAUGCCCUCCGGCGAGCCAGCUGAGCGUCAUCAGAUCGCUGAUGCUUCCAGUUUAGAGGAAUUAGACGAAAAGCUGCGCGCCCUUGCAUUAGCACGUGGUCGUGGGAGGUCUCUUUCGCCAGCACCCAGGCCAGGCCCUCAACUUCCGUCCGAUCGCAGUCCCUCCGUCAUCUCCGUUACAAACGAUACUCUUGUGGCUACGGGAGGUGAAGUGAUUUCAACUGAUGAUAGAACACCAGCAAGGGGUCCGGCACAAGAAGAUGACGACGAGGUGUUGCUAAGUAAUACUCUCACUUCGUCAAAUGAGUUACAGGGACGUGAACGCACAGGUUCAACCGACGACGAUGAGAUGAUGAGCAUCGCUAAAUGGCGGGGCUUACGUUAAGACUAGAAAUGGUUCAUCUAUUUGAGGGCAUCCCUGAAAAGUAUGCCUGAGUAUUCUCAUCGUGAUACAGUUCAGGGAUGGAGGGCAAAGGGGAACAAUAUCGGAAAGCCCUAAUUCUGGCGCCAAGUGCAUUCCUCACCUUCGUCGCCCUCCGCGUCCAGCCGAUGGCCUGGGGCUGCAGGGUUCUACUCGUCUGAGGAACAGGUAGCGUUUCAUCCAGCCCGUUUCGGACGCGCAGCGUCGGCACCAGAAGUCUCCUCCACGUCUGGACAUUUGAACAGAGAUCAUACAGAUGAGCAGGAGGUGCUGUCUGAGAGUCCUCGUAGUUCAAACAAAGCUGACUUGUUGAUGCAAACAGAGGGUAGUACUUCUACUCCACGACAUCGUAAGCAGCCAGCUGCGCUGGACGUCUCGCUUGGGUAACUACCUACACCUACUACUUGAUCCUGAUCAUCAGAUGAGGUGAUUUAGAUUUUUUUGCAACAAAGUUUUGCUGUCUGAUUAUCUCAUAACGAAGUUCAAGCUGCUUUUAAUGAUGCUAAAAGUAGUAAAAAUACAAUGAUGUGACUUGGAGUAAAAAAUACACUGACUUUCCGAUUUUGAAGUCCUCCAACAGGAUCAUCAACAACAUCACUCAGGUCCUUGCUAUCUGGCUCGCAGGAAGGUGGCGCGACGACUCCUCGUCAUUGCUUUCCAGCUACGCCGGAUGACCAAACCGACGUCCCAGAAAAAGCUGAUGAGGGUUAUCAGAUCCAAAAUUCUCCCUUGAUGAGCGGGAUCGACCGAUCCUGUGGCUCUCCUUCGACUUCGGCAGUAGACCAACAACAGCUCAGUGGAGGUUCGCCUCAACAAUUAUGGCUAGCGGUAGCGCGGUUGUUUAUUGUGUGACCUCCAUCUCACGGCCAUCGUGAUGUAUUCGUACUCUGUAGUAUAUCUUCAAACUCAUCUGGAAAGAGCAAAUGAAUAUGAAGAUGACUUCAUCAAGAUCAAGGAUGCAAGUACGACUUCUAUGUCUAUAAAAUACGACUUAGUGCCUCGUCCAUCAUCAUCUAACUCAGCAGCAAUACCACGCCAAUCCCAACAUGUCUCCGAUGGCAAACAUGAACAUGCAAGAUUACAGCAGCGAGCACCCUCCGCUGGUGUUUCAGGCCGUUCCUGUAGCUGUGUUGCCGGUCGAGUUCAACGCAUCAACGUGGGGAGUAGAUCCGAGCACUGGAAUGAUGGUAGCUGCUGGGCUUGGCACGAACUAUACUGGAGCUGCUGUUAUGUCACCAUGGAUUGGCAAUCCUGCGAACUACAGUGCAUUCCAGCAAAUGUUUGCAGGAACCACUAUGUUUGGAGGCCCGCAGAUGAUGAGUGAUCAACAAGAGCAUGAAAACAGCAGCGGGCGUCACAACCUUCACCUACAAGAAGACGAGCACUAUGAUGGUCUGCAUGUUGGCGAAGAGGAUGAUGAACAGCAAGGCCAUCAUCAUCAAGCAGGAGAUGAGCAUGAAGAUGUUGUCCAUCAAGGUUCUCGUAACGAAGGGUUCUCCACCCUUCCCAUUUCCCCUUCAUCCACUUGCAGUCCUCCUGGGAGUGCUUGUUUCCGGAAUGCCCGUAGUCCGUACGGCUGGCCUUCUCUUGCGUCCUCCUCUACUUUAAGGCUCUCCCUAAUCGAUCUUCUUUUUCGGAAGCAUUGAUUGUAUGUUUGUAGAGAUGUUUUCAAAGGAAAAAUAGUCGCAGGAUCGACUUACGUGGAGAUGUAUUGGGGUGGGCUCUAAGUACUGCAGCCAAAAAACUACGUGGUCGAAGUAGCCAAGAGGAUGCGGCGUGGCGCGGACCUCAGUUGGCGACGCCUUGGGAAGUUAAUUGUGCACAAACAGUCAGCGGCAAGUGGCGCCAGUAUGCGCGUCAACGAUCCCUGUCAAGACGCAGCGUCAGGAAUGUAGGUGGGGCUUGUGCUUCUGGUGGUCAACAUGAGGUAGGAGGUGAUGAACAUGAUGAAAGCUACCACAGUACAGGGGAAAAUCCUCGCAAAAUUUUUUUGAGUCAACAUUUGAGAACCAGUCCAAGGAGUGGAAGUUCUCCAUCCACCUCCGGUAGCAGUUGUGCAGCAGGCUCUCCUCCAGCUACAGCUACGUCCUCCCAUUCCACCUCUCACGUGGGAGUGGGUCCUCUUGGCAAGUGGGACUGUUCUGCAAGGUUGACGAAGCAACCUUCGACGUCUUCUGAUGUUGUCCCUGCGUCCACGGCAUCCCUGAAAGAUCAUAUUCUGUUGUCGAUUCCUACUGCUAGUUCUAGUACAACUGGAGGAGGCAGUUCUGCAUCUACGGGAGCGGCAGUACAUUUGGGAGGUGGAGGCCAAGAGGGACACGAAGGCUACUUCGGAGCUUCAGGGGGACUCAGAAACGCUCAUGCUUCUAGCUCCUUCUGUCCUCCAGUAUCUCCACGAACUCAAGCCCACAUGAAUGUCCACUACAUCCCGGAGGAUAGUAAGACUCACAUGCUAGACAACUUGGAGAGAGCUUUGAUGGAGAAAGGACGUGCUGAGGAGAAUAUGAUGAAAGGUGGGACUGGCACUGGGAAGAAAAGAGAGGAAAAACAGCUAGUAGAUCUUCAAGAUGUCAAUGAAGUGUCAAGAACAUCACCUUCAACUUCUACGGUCAAAAACAAGAGGGACAAGAAGGGCGGCAAAACCAGGCCUCCUUUUCGACGUGGUGCGACCAGUGAUCUGUCGUCGUCACCACAAGCUGAUUUUCAAAAAAACGCUGAUGAAGCUGAAGAAGGUGACGAGAAGAAGACGAAUUCUGUAAAUGAGCCACCGGAGGAAGUGAAGGAGGAGAGAGACGCUCCUCCUCCUGUUGAGGACGUACUAGAGGAGCACGCGAAAGACGACCACACAAAUAAAGAACCAGCGGAAGGCGUGAACGACGACCACGCAAACAAAGAACCACCUGUUACCUCCACUCCAUGUGGCACGUCAACCAUUGCCAAUGAAGAUGCACGAACACCUCCCCAAACUCCCCUAGAGGAAGUGGCGCCUCUUCUUUUUCAAGACGGUUCUUGUGGUCAAGGAAAUGAAGGAGCACUGUUGAUGGAUCGCGAGGCUGCUGCGGCUGCGGAGGAAGAGGCCAAACGCGAAAUGGAAGAGGCUUGUCGUGCUAUGAAAAGACUGGGGAUCAAGGUAGACUGGGGAGAAGAUCGGGUGGAAGUAGAAGCUGAACACGAACGCAAAGAUGCACAUGCAGUAGACGUAGACCACGAGGAAGAACAGCAACAUGUUCAUCAAUCAUGUCAAAAAGUGGAGGAAAGAGAUGAUGAUGUGCAGAUUUUUGCUGGUGUAGCCGAAGACUCACCAGAGACGGAAAUGCGAUCUCUAAGGGAGCAAAUCCAAAUGCCACCAGUCGUGUCUUCCACACUCUGGUGUCCUCCUUGUGGAGCAACUGCCACCUCUGCUGUUCCGUCCUCCUCUACGCACUCAGUUGAGCAGUCAGAUGAAGCUGCCUCGACUGAGGCUGCCCAAGCUACUGCUUCUGCGUGUGCCGAAGAAGUCGUCCUAGCUGUUUUCAGGGAAGCUUUUCCAUCCUGUACGUUUUUUCCCACAAAGGAUUGGGCGGGCGACGAUGAAGCGCCGCCGCCAGCGGAAGCUCCGCCAGAGCCGGACUUCGUCGAGGAGGAAAAGCAGGAGGAAAGCAAUGAAUAUGAAGAGAACAAUGAAUAUGAAGAGAUGAAGAAUAUUGCUAGAACUUCUUGUACAAAUAUUGAACAACUACAUGGACAACAUCCAGAUCAACAAGAUGAACACGGAGCUGAUGAAGUCGUCUUACCACCUUGUACUUCCACCUCCUCUCCGUCUCAACAGUCCUCCACGAUGAGCAAAUCAACAGCUGCCCUCAACAAGUCGCAGAAAAGAAAUCUGAGGCGUCGAAAUUCGAAUAGGAACAAUUUCGCUUCCACACUAGGUGGUGAUGUUGAAGCUGAUGUAGGAACUCCUGCCUCGACUUCUCCCGAACAAAUUCUUGAGCCUAGCAUAGGUGGUUCGAGCUCUACUGCAGGUAGUGCGACAAGUCCUUUGGUCCUUGAAAGUCCCGCUUCUACUGUGGCUGGAGAAGGAGGAGACAGUGUUGGAGGUACGCCGUCCGCGAUUUCCCAAAGCAAGAAGAAAAAGUUGUACGGCAGGAAUAAAGGCAAGUCAAUGGAAAACCUAGAUCAAGUAGAAUCUUCGAAGGAACAUGUAGUUGUAAAACUAAAAACCUCCAAGGACCAGGCUCAAACUUCUCAAGCAACCAAAACGACUAGUGGCCGUGUUCGUGGUUCUUGCAGUCGCCGCAUCCCUUGUUGUCGCACGCCUGCCGCAGCUGCUCUCUCAACGAUUUGCGCGGUCGCUGGAGCAGCUCUACUUGCUCGCAACUCCGCAGCUCCCUCACUCUGCUCUCGUGGACGUCCUCAAUCCUCUUUGUUUUAUCUUAUGGCUGAAAAUAUCUAUGUAUAUCACUUUUGGUUUUAUUUAUUUGAUACUGCUUGUCGUGGUUGUGCUUGUAUGUUAGUUAAUACUUCUUAAUAACGAGGACUGAAGUUGAAGUUGUAUUAAAUUAAGAAAUUCUAAUUCAUCCUGGCUGAUCCAUCAGAUGAUGAGUCGUAGGCGAGUCGUACAUGAGGAGGAGGUAAAUGUCUUUCUAUGUGCGAUCAUAGCUCUAAUUACUCUGACCAAGAAGACGCCGACGACUAUCCAGAAAGUUCUUCAAAUUGGGCCUCUUGGGCAUCGAGAACAAUGGCGGAUGUCGAUGUGCAGUCGUAUUUGAGUCCUAUGAGUGACUUCUUCCGCGAGCAUGUCGAAUACCUACGAGAAAACUGCUAUGUUGCGCCGCCCUCAUCUCUUCUUCCUUCUCCCUAUUUGGAGCGAGCUUCUUCUGCCUGUGCCAGUUCUGCUGGGUUGUCCUGGUUUGGUAAUGGUCAAGCUUCUCAUUCUCAUCCUCGAGGAACAUCUCCUAGAGGACCUAGUGCUGUGGUGAAGAAAAACGCGACUACACGAAAUGUUUGGCCUGAUGUAGCACCACGCAAAGAUAUCAAAACAACUUCUACUUACAGCAACAUGUUGGUCACAAAUACGGUCGAAAACGAUCUGCCUGUUGUUCCUCUCUUCAGUCGUGGAACUGCCGUAGCCGUUGAAGAUCUUGCUUUCGUCCCAUCUGCUCUUGCUUCUAGUGAAAUCCCCAAGCUUGGCGUCAUGCCUUCCAUACGGCCAUUGGACACCAUCAAGUUGAAAAACAUCAAGGGUACGACAGGCUACUUGACACCCGAGGUCGUGCCAGAGAUUCGACUUCGUCCCAUGCUGGGAAGUCAAAUGACAGGCACUAUUGGAAGGCAUACGCAUACUCCAGCAGUCGAGGGUAACGAAAACGUCUUGCAGAUCAAAAAGUUGGCAUCUUUACCAUCGAUUAUUACAGUUGAUCAGACGAAAUCUUCAUCAAAAUCAAGCUCAGAAGUAAUAACUUCUUCUCAAGAAUCUCCAUCAGAGCCGUCUUCAUCCUCUUACCUUCGUCUCUCGUCGUCUACAGGACAGAAUGUACUAGCCGCAUUGCGAAACAUCGCCUCUUCAGGUGCAUCAAAACUACAGAUUAAUCGACUGCCACCGAUCCAGGUUCAAAAUCCUCCACCAACGCUUGCUACCGCUGGCACACCUAGUGCGGCUGCAUCUGGUGAAGCAGGUACAGGAGGAGCAGAAACAAGACGACGUGGUAUUUUUCGUUUGCAAGCACGACAAGAUCAAGAGACGAAGGGUUCUCGAGAGGCUCAACAUAUCGAGGAAUCACAACAAGUUCACGUACAACCACGACAUGAAGACUUUCAAGAUGAAGUAAACGAUUCUCAGAUGAACCGAGUAGAAGUUGUAUCACAGCCGAUGGACGUUGACGAGCAAGCACAAGAGCAACAACGUGAAACUGUAACUACAAACGAGCGCCAUGGACAUGAAUUAGAUGACGAACAACAAGCGGUAGGGGUAGCGGACUUCAAAGAUAAUCUUCUGGAAGAGGAGGAAGACGAUCAUCAGGAUAGAGAAGGACCACGUGGACGGGCCUCAAUAGGCUUGUUAGGUGGUAUUGGCGCUAUGAUUGCUCAUAGGGUACUUGCAGGCGGUGGAGGAGACUACGACCUGAUGUAGAACAGGUUUUUUGCUAUUUAUCGUGCCUGACAAAAAACUAGAACACAUACGGACAAGGUGAUUCUUCUUGCCAUUUAAGAAGUACAUUUUUUGAUCUUCUGAAUUUAUUCCAAGACCAACACACGCAUUUGCACUACAGUCCGAAGACAUAUAUGAUUUAUAUAAAUAAAAGAUGCUCGUUGAUGUAGUUGAUGUUGUUGGAGUAGUUAGAUUUACACACAUAAAAGACGAGGACGAGAUGUUCUGCACGUUGCUACAUGAUUGCUCUGCUUGCGAAACAUGGAAAACUUGAGAAUACAGCCAAACAGCACUACGAAAUACUUAGAAAGAUUAGGUAUUAGCGGUCUUCGUUAAUCAUGAUUAUGAGCACGUUUUUAUUGUUUACAUAAAAGGAGUACUUGUACUACCACUAGAUGAACAAGAUGUAGUUCAACUUCUACAAAGGUAAGUUUGAAAGAUAGGAAAAUUGAGGAUGUACUAGCUGGUAGGUCUAGGUUUAUGAUCAUACAUAGCUCCUGUUUGCCAAAUCAAGAAUUGAGAAAGUAACCACUUAGUGCACCUGUAAUUUCUGGUAGCUUGUUGUGUUUAGUCAUGUCUUGCUCAGUUCUUGUUAUGUACCUUGAUUUCCUUCCCGCUCUGUGUCUGCUUGCCUUGUGAUCAUAAAAUUAAAUACUUACCCCUUAACCCGCCCCCACGAGAACAUAAUCUUACUUUCUGCCUCUUUUACUGUGAGCGUGUUGACUCAUCGGGAGAACGCUUCUACCAGUGUCUGUUGUUUGAAGCAGCUCCUAUAGGGGUACUAGAAAAUCAUGAGACAGAGCUGAUGAAAUAAACAAGAGUAGAAUAUAGCCAAAGAUAUUGAGAACAUAAUAUAUCCUUGACCUCGAUGUACUUGUAAUUUUGAAAUAGCAAUCCUGAGCACCAGUUAGCAGUUGUAUCAUGUUGAAGCUCACGCUGAAUGAAACGACAUAAGUUGCGACAAAUGCGGUAACUACAUCGUCAACACAGAUUCAACUGGAGCAGGUCAACAUGCUCGUUCUUCUUGAUAAUUCUUCUGGUCUUUCUUGACGUAAAUUGUGCAUAUCACAGUCAGCUUCGGCAACCGCUUUUCUUAU
Messenger RNA from Amoebophrya sp. A25, 10496 nucleotides. The record is from the annotation of a GenBank genome assembly. NCBI's taxonomy places the organism in Eukaryota, Dinophyceae, Syndiniales, Amoebophryaceae.